Molecule: messenger RNA, 1173 nt
Organism: Xiphophorus couchianus (Monterrey platyfish)
Lineage: Eukaryota; Metazoa; Chordata; Actinopteri; Cyprinodontiformes; Poeciliidae
Product: transcription factor HES-2-like
Exons: 4
Coding region: 97-687 (196 amino acids)
Molecular function (GO): protein dimerization activity
Source: RefSeq, a predicted model, not a curated record
AGACUUGGAUAAAUACCGAACCGUCAGUCCGUUAGAGACACAUCCUCCCCGAUCUAGCUCUUGAACGCUUCUGUGGUUCAAAGACGACACUGAGAAAUGUCUCCAAACACGAUCUAUGACGCUCUCCAGUCUUUUCCUCCAAGGCUGACUGUGGCCAAAAGGAAAGAGGCUCUGGAGUUGAGAAAGACUAUGAAACCACUAAUGGAAAAACGAAGGCGCGCCCGCAUCAACGACAGCCUAAACCACUUGAAGAAUCUCAUUCUUCCCCUCACAGGCAGAGACAAAACCCGCUACUCCAAGCUGGAGAAAGCCGACAUCCUGGAAAUGACCGUGAAGUUCCUCAGUGACAUUCCCGCUGUUAACGUCAAAAGCCCAGCAGACAGCUACAGGGAAGGUUUCAAAGCCUGCCUCCAGCGCGUCCCCGCUCUACUCCCCAAAACCAACCUGGACGAAGAGGCGCGCCAGCGAGUCGAGGACUUCGUCCAGAAGUCUAUGUCUGCGAACAGCGCGCCGACCUGCCUGAAAUGCUGCGCCCAUAACGCCAGGGCUUUCCCUCUGCUCCAUCAAAAACUCCUGACUCUGAAAACGUGCGUCAGCGCCAGUCUGGAGAGCCAGCCGGCGUCAGCAGCCGGCCGAGCUCAGUCAGGCCCGCAGCCAGUCCGCGUUGCUGUGUGGAGACCCUGGUAGAGCUCCGCAGUUCAAGAUCCCUCAUCUUUAAAGACGAGGAGUCUUUAAUCCUGCUAUUAUGAUGUGUUACUGUUAAGUUGAAUUACUUGUAAAUACGUAUUGUUCCUUAGAACUUAUUGUUGAAGUGGUUUGAUUAAGUAUUAUAUACUUGAGUUUUGCGCGCAGGUCCGUUGUCUUGUGUAAGUUGACAAUGUUAGACAGUCGUAUUCUUCUUAAAUCCGCAUGUAUGUAUACGUUCAAUAUUUAGUCCUCCCGCUGGACUGAAUGAUGAAGGGCUAUUGAAACAGCCCUGUAAGACCCAAGGGGUCAUUAUGUGUACGGAUUUGCACGAAGGACUUCAGAGUUCUGAGUCCAGUGCAAAUGAACUUUGUAGACAUUAAAUGUCUCUGUAAGAGUAUCUUUUUUUGGGGACGUGCUGUACUUGUGCUGUUUGCAGCACCUAUUGUGUAUAUGAUGUAAAUAAAUAAAACUACAACGUCGUGGUUA